Anguilla anguilla (European eel) is the source of this 1904-nucleotide messenger RNA. RefSeq names its product fibronectin type III and SPRY domain-containing protein 1-like. The record is from RefSeq and is a predicted model, not a curated record. The transcript has 13 exons. Lineage: Eukaryota; Metazoa; Chordata; Actinopteri; Anguilliformes; Anguillidae. The coding region runs from base 140 to 1621 and encodes 493 amino acids. Gene Ontology annotation, molecular function: protein binding.
UUUGGGAGAGAUGCUGCUGCGCUCUCCGCCCGACAACAUCAGCACCAGCUUGCUUAACCGUAGUCGCUUUGGAUAGCCAAGGCGGAGGGAAUACGAAACAAAAACCGAUCAAAUUGUUCCGGAUCUGCGGACCGGCUCCAUGGGGGAACAGAGGGAGUCGCUGCGGAAGAUCUCCACCACCUUGGCGCUGAAGAAUGAGGAGAUCCAGAACUUCAUCUGCUGCUUGAAACAGAGCCUGCAGAACCUGGAGUCGAACUCCAGCCGGGUGCUCGGGGACCUGGAGGCGGAGUUCUGCUCCCUGUACUCCGUGCUGGACGAGCUGAAGGAGGGGAUGGUGACGCGCAUCAAGCAGGAGAGAGCCAGCCGCACGUAUGAGCUGCAGAGCCAACUGAGCGCGUGCACCAAGGCCCUGGAGAGUUCCGAGGAGCUGCUGGACCUGGCCAAUCAGACGCUGUGCAGCUCCGAAAUGGACGGCUUCAACCGAGCGGCCAAAGAGAUAAAGGAUAGUGUGACCAUGGCCCCUGCCUUCCGCCUGUCCCUGAGGGCCAAGGUCAGUGACAACAUGAGUCACAUGAUGGUGGAUUUCACCCAGGAGAGGAACUCAUUGCAGGCUCUCAACUUCCUUCCAGUGCCCGCCACCCCGGAGAUACAGGUGUCCGAGUGCCAGGUGUGCGACAACACCGUCACGGUGGUGUGGGAACUGCCGGAACCCGACCACAAAAUCGACCACUAUGACCUGGAGUACCGGCGGACCAAUCACGAGGGGCCGCCCCGCGCCCGGGAGGAACACCCCUGGAUGGUGGUGGAGGGGGUGCGGCAGACUGAGUACACGCUAACAGGGCUGCGCUUCGACACGCGCUACAUCACCUUCCGCGUGAAGGCGUGCAACAGGGCCGUGGCGGGCGAGUUCUCCGAGCCGGUCAACCUGGAGACGCACGCCUUCCUGUUCAAGCUGGACUCGGGUUCGGCUCACCAGAACCUGCGCGUGGAGGAGAACAGCGUGGAGUGGGACGGGGGCGGCGGGAAGGUCCAGGACAUCCGCAAGGAGAAGACCAGGACCAGCUCCCCCCUGCACUCACCGGCAAGGAGCGCGAUGAUGUCCCCAAAGAGAAUGCCCUCGGCUCGGGCCGGGCGGGACCGCUUCACGGCAGAGUCCUACACGGUCCUGGGCGACACGAUGAUUGACGCGGGCCAGCACUACUGGGAGGUGUGGUUUGACAAGGACAGCAAGGCGUUCGGGGCGGGCGUGGCCCUGCGCUCCCUGGGGCGCUUCGACCAGCUGGGCAAGAGCUCCGCCUCCUGGUGCGUCCACCUCAACAACUGGCUGCAGCAGAGCCUGACCGCCAAGCACAACAACAAGGCCCGCCCCCUGGACUGCGCCAUCCCCGACCGCGUGGGGGUCUACUGCGGCUACGAGGAGGGAGUUGUGUCCUUCUACAACGCCCGAACCAAGCAGCCCAUCCACACCUUCAGAACCAGGUUCACGCAGCCCGUGGUGCCCGCCUUCAUGGUGUGGAACGGUAGUUUCUCAGUGCAGACGGGCCUGCAGGUCCCCAGUGUGGUGCUGAACGGGCAGAGGAGAAGCAGCGGCACCAGCAGCUCCAACGCCAGCCUCACCUAGAACCGGGUCCGGACUCCAGAACCGCCGCAGAACCUCAAUGACCCCCCCCACCCCCCGCACCCUCGCCCCCCUGGUCCUGGUACGGGCCUGGUAUCAUCAGGGACACUGAACCCAAAUCAGCUCCACCCCCUCCCCAGGGCUCCACAAACUAGCCCCCACCCCACCUCCCACAGCCACAGUCUGCCUCCUCCUCUCAUUUCACCCCAUUCUUGUGCCUUUGGGGGGGGUGCCCAGUUCCACCCCGCCCUAACCCACCCCACCCAAAAAAAAAAAAAAAAAAAAA